UCUCUCCUCGGGUAACCUUACUCUCAAACAUAACUAUAUAUAAACCCCCUCUCUUCAAAAACACUCUUCAACAACACUCUUCUCAUCCUCCUCCUCAUCCUCCUCGCCACCACCUAUACCCACCAUAUUCAAACCAUGCCCGAACCUUCUCUUCCAUCCCCUGCCCACCCCGACGUCGACUCCAUGCUAACCCGUAAAUUCGGCCGCGAAGUAGCAAACUACUUUUCCGGCUCGCCCCUCAACCGCGUUUCCUUCCUCCGCGCAAACCAUGAGUUCAUCUCCAGCGCAUUCACGCAUCCCGCCACCAAUUUCCUCCUUCUCAAUAAUCUCGCUCCGCUGACUAAAGAUCCCAGUCACCUGGCCUAUUCCUCUCACUCCGACAUCACGGGAUUGACGGGACAGAACCCGUUUGAGAAAGAUGAAGAGACGAUGAUUAAAGAGUUUAAUUCUUCAAAGACAUUACCUUUAGUUCUCUUCCUGGGUUUGGAUGAGAGGAGUAAAGAGAAAGAAGGAUUUAAACAUGGGAUUUACAGCGGGAUUCCCUAUUUUGCAAUCGAUGUGACUCCAAAAGGAACAUACGAAAACGAAGCAAAUAGCGUGGUGAAAGCCAUGCAGGAAAAAGGGUUGGUGUUUCAAGAGGGGAGAAUGCUGAUGAGUCUAGACGCCCAGGAAGCUGCGAUUUUUGCCCAGGCACGAGCGCUUCUAGAUUGGAAUGCUAGGAAUCCUUUCUGUGGAGGGUGUGGACAACCUACACUUUCCAUCAACGCAGGCACCAAACGCGUGUGUCCCCCCACCGAUUUCGCCUCUCUCCCCACCGCCCAAGCAGGAACCAACUCCGCAACCCCCACCCAGAGGGCCUCCUGUGCAACCCGCAAAGGCGUCUCCAAUCUCUGUUUCCCACGUACUGACCCCACCGUCAUCAUGGCCGUCGUCAGCCACGACGGCAAGCGCAUUCUGCUGGGCCGCCAAAAACGCUGGCCGCAAUACUGGUACAGCGCGCUCGCCGGAUUCUGCGAGCCCGCUGAAUCGGUCGAGGAAGCCGUACGUCGCGAAGUCUGGGAGGAAUCGGGCGUGAAACUCGGUCGUGUCGUUAUUCAUAGCACGCAACCUUGGCCCUAUCCUGCGAAUUUGAUGAUUGGUGCCAUUGCCCAGGCGUUGCCGGAUGGAGAGAAGAUUCAUCUGGAGCAUGAUCCCGAAUUGGAAGAUGCGAAGUGGUUUGAGAUGGAGGAGAUUAGGGAGGCGUUGUUGAAUGGGACGAGUCCGUUGGGAGAACCGGCUAGCGAGGGGUAUAAGGAGGGCAAUUUGAGGUUACCAUCUGUCACGGCCAUUGCGACGCAGUUGAUCAAGGCGGUUGCGGAGGGAUUUUUGAGCGAGAGUCCUAAGAUUUAAGGGGAAAUGGGACGUUGUUGGUUGAUUACGUAGAAGUCAUGUGAGCUAGAUUCUGAAGAUAUAAGAAUUAGAAUACUUCCCACAUUGAUGGGAUUGUAGAUAGUCUAUGCUAUUUCGAUAGUAAGAUUACAGUUUGAUCGCUAGAUCACACAACACUUAACAAAUGUCAACGAGAUUGAAAAUCAAA
Molecule: messenger RNA, 1576 nt
Organism: Botrytis porri
Lineage: Eukaryota; Fungi; Ascomycota; Leotiomycetes; Helotiales; Sclerotiniaceae
Exons: 2
Coding region: 136-1389 (417 amino acids)
Biological process (GO): NAD+ catabolic process; NADP+ catabolic process
Cellular component (GO): cytosol
Molecular function (GO): NADH pyrophosphatase activity; metal ion binding
Source: RefSeq, a predicted model, not a curated record